GUACAUCAGUUCAUUAUAUAGGUACCGAAAAAUGUUUUAUAUUGAAUAUGUUAUAUAUUUUUAUAUAUUUUUAUUAUAACAAUUAUUAAAUGUGUAAUUUCGUCGUAGCUAUAAAAGGCAUAAAAAACUAACAAUGAAUAUUCAUGAGACUUUAAGUAAGAAAUCCAUCGGUUACACAAAUUAAUUUUAUCGUGCUACUAUAUAUCGACGUAAUCACCUCUCUAAACCAAUGUUUACGCACUCCAGUCAAAACAUCGAUGUUAUUGUUUACAAUAUCGACUUAUUUUUGUAUUUUUACACACUAACGAGGAUUUGUUUUUAAGGUAAAAAUAGUAAAACGCCAUGUUUAGGAAAUGGCGGGUUUUUCAGUUUUUACUUGGUUUUAGCUUGAGGGAGGUAUCUGUAACUUCACCCAUGUCGCGAUGCUCGGGCGAUGCUUUCUACCGCGUGCUAUGUUUGUCGCUGCUGGCGAUCGCCGUCGCCUUCUGCCUCGUCAUUACCGAUGUCUUCAUUGACAUUGAUGGCUUGAUGCGGGUCAAGAAAGAUAAAAUUCCAAAACUACAUACAACUAUCAAGCCAGUACAAAUAAUAACUUCUAAGGACGGCACUACAGACAAAUACGAUAAUACAGAAAUAAAUUACGAUAUGGACUACAGUUACAGAACAAAAAGAUCUUCGGAAACACAAAACCUGCUCCUUCAAAUGAAACAAUCCAAAAUGAAAAACUUGCUAACUCAUCGUUUAGCGAGGCUGCUGGAUCAAUUGGACGCUGAGGAGACUACAGAAGUCACUUCAAAUAGGAAUACUGAGAGAGUGAGCAUCGAAAAGAGUAAAGAACUGAAAGAAACCCAAAAAGAAGAUAUAAAGCUGAGAACAGACGAUAAAGAGGAUUUGCUACAUUCGGCAAUGCACGAGAUUCUGCUACUGGGUUUGCGAGGACAUUUGGAUUUUAAUGAGGUGUAUGAUAGAAUUCACAAAUUAACAGCCGAUUUUGAUAAAGCGAGUAAAGAAACAGUAAAGACAUUUAGAACGAACGCAGAACCUCCAAAAUCAGAAGAUAUGAAAUAUCCAAGAACAGAUUUAUAUAACGAAAGGAAACUGUUUGAUGAAAUUUUACAUUGCAAGAAGCUACAAGAUGAUAUCACUGAACAUGGUAACAAACUAAAUGGGGAAACUAGAAGAAAAUCUGAGGUACCAAAAAUAAUAAUCAAAACAGUCAUAGACAUAAACUCUUUAAUAGAUGGGAAACGCAAAAUGGAAAAUGAAUCGAAUUCAAGAGAAAACGUUAAAGGUCUAGUGAAAUUGGUAUACAACGGAAAAUCAAUUAAAUUCACUAGAAUAGAAGACGAAGAAACACAAACAAAUAAAAAUAAAGAAAUGAAUCCUAAAUUAGACACUGAACCAAUCAAAGAAACUCCAAAAUACGAUGAAAUAGCAGAUCUUUUAAGCAGAUAUACAUCAGAAACAAAAACUAAUUAUAUUAACGAAUAUUUGAAAAAUUACGAUCACUCAGAAAUCAAAAACACCAAACGUUUAAAACGCCAUAUUAAAAUACGAUACGAAAAUGAUGAGGUUACACAAAAGCCCAAAAAGAAAAAGGAUGAUGACGAAUUAUUUGUUGAGAUCGAAACCCAUUUUGACGGCAAAGGAAUGAAAGGUGAUAAAAAGAAGAAAUUAAUUAGUAACUUAGUAGAGAAGAUACAGAAAGCCAUACACUUAGGUGCCGACAAGAAGGAAAAUAAAAAACCGAAUGUUAUCAUUAAAAAUGAUAAGCAGAAGAAACGUAGACAUAUACACGUUAAAAAGCGAAUACAAAAUCCUUUGACUAGGGAUAACGUAGCCUCAUUAAAAAAUAAUUAUGUAUUGCCUUACGAUGCUAUAAUUCACAGGCAAUUAAAUCCUAUAGCUAAAGCAGUACCUUUACAAGAACCUUUGCCAUACGUAAGCGACAAAUACGGUCAAUCCUGGAACAGAAAGUAUUACGGUCCGGGAUUUCUAGCUGUGACUAAAUCCAUAAAUUCAGCUGAAAUGAGCGAAGUAGAUGUUGACUAUAAUAAAGCUAACAUUAAUGGGGUAUCACAAAGAAUACAAAAACCUUUAAAUAAUGAAAUUACUGAAAAAGACAGUACACCUAAUGCAUAUUAUGAUUUAGGUAAACUUAAAUUCAUUAUGAAGGAUAUUGAUGGCAGUGGUUUUUCAGUUGGUUUUAAUCAAUAUGUUGAUGAGCAACCAGAUCCAGAAACGAUGAAACUUUUUACAGGGCUCGAGAAUAUAUUACAAACAUAUCACCAAAAGUAUGACCAAACUCCAGAGAAUGAAGUCGACAGUACAGAGAAACCAAACGAAAUUCAUGAAGUAGAUUACGAGCAAAAUGAACACACGAUUUCUCGUCGAUCGAUCCAAAGAAAUAAACCUGACCACCAUUCCAAUGAAUAUAAUAGGGUUAUAUUUGAAAAUGAUUUUAUGCCUUAUGAAAAUUAUGAAGAUAUAUUCAAAGGUGCCACGAAAGCAAACAAACUUACUAACAGUCAUAAUCUGGAUAAUCUUAAUACACUAAGAAGUAUUUUUAAAUCUAGAGCAUCACGUUUUGUCGUCGACGAAGAUAUAUUUGGAAAAAAAUUAAAUCCAGCAGAAAUAUUUGGCCUCGCCAAUUUAUUACAAAGAAGGAAACGAAGUAUAAAUGUGCAGAAAAUAUCAAAUUUAAAAAACAAGAUUAAGCUCAAUCGUUAUUUAAACACAAAAGCGAUGGCUACCAAGCGAAUAUUUCUGAACAAAAAGAGAAGUAAAAGGCAAGUAGACAAAGUAAGAAUAAUAGCGACCGACGACUUACCCAAUAUACAUAGACAUUCAGAUGAAAUCUUUGUUGUAUCUGACGAAAAUGUUUUAGCUGACAGAGCAGUUGUUAGAGAAGUCGAAACCCCGGAAAUGGAGCCUGAGAAAGUCAUAGAAGAUCAUUACGAUGUAAUAUCACCCAUGGCACCAAUGCCACUUUUAGAACCAACACCGCAAAUCUCCUAUGGUUACGAAGAACCCAUGGAGCAACCUUUGGUGACAAACGUGUUUGGUGGUAGAUCAAGACAUAAUUCUCUAAUGUCUAAAUAUCCUCAUAUACUAUUGGAGGACCUAGCCAGAUCUAGGGAAGAAGAUAUAGUAGAAAACCCAUACAAUUUUAACAAAAUUCCGGAGCCUCAGCCUAUUGAAAUUCCGGUAAAAACUACGACUGUUGCAACACCGACUAUAAGUAACGUUCCUCCUCCUAAAAUGGAAGAAAUAGUGAAAGCUAUAACGCCAGAAAAUGCCAAAACAAACUACCGAGUCACAGUAAAAAUCUUACCUAAAAAUAUCAGCGACUUAAACUCUGGAUUCAAAGAAAUCCACACUAGUAUCAAUAAGAGUUACAACAGAAAUGGUUUAUUGUAUUCAUCAUUAGUUAAUGUAUCGGAAAUAUCCAAAAUAGUCAAAAUUAAUAAAACUCAUGAGGUUUUAAGGACUACCACUACCCAGUCUCCUAUAAUUACAAAUUUUAGGAGACAACAGGAAACUAUGAAUCAUAUAUUAAGACAGCAUAAACAUCGUAUAGAGGAACAAUUAAAUCAUUUACACAAAGAAAAGGAGAGAUUAGAAAACUUAUCUAUGAAAAAUGAAUCAGAGUUUGAGGAACCAAAACAAAACGAAAUAAUUGAAGUAGUAAUACCGUCGAAUCCACCUAAAGUAAUGCGUUUGACCAAAGAAGAAGUAAGCAGACUUGCUCUUGCUACGCUGAUGAAUUUCAACAAUAGAGAAAUUACAACUACUACUAUGCCUACAACUACAACUACUGUUAUAAUUCCAUUCACAACAGAAUCUCCACAAAUAGAUACAGAAAGAACACAAAUAAUCAACAAAAUGGAACGUAAUGAGAAUAUGACGAAUGAAAUCUUGAAAAAAAUCGACAAAAACACAGAAAUCUUACAAAGUUUUCUUCGAAAAUUGACUGAUAAAAUCAGCACUCCCAAAAUUGAAAAUGACAUUAAAAUAAAAGAUUUUGAAAAUAUGCGAGCAUUUAAACAUAUACCAGCUCCGUUUAAUCAGAUAAUGCCAAACAUGGAAGGGAAUGGGACGCAUGUGGCAAUACCUUUUAUUUAUGCAUACCAACAACCCUAUGCUCUUCCUGUAAACAAACCAGAGGUUCCUGUCGCUAGUGUUGUAUACCACGGACAUAUACACACAAAUACUCUAAACAGGAAACAGGAAUGGCCCGAAAGAACUGCAAAGAAAGAAGUAGAUGACAAAAAAAUGAAUCAAACUAGAUUUUUUAUUGACGAAUUGGAAAACGAUUAUAAAGUGAUUCCUACUAAUAUUAAGAAAGCAUUUUCGAAUGUAAGGAAUAAUACUGGUGUGCAAUAAAUUGUUUUAUAGAGACGU
Molecule: messenger RNA, 4404 nt
Organism: Manduca sexta (tobacco hornworm)
Lineage: Eukaryota; Metazoa; Arthropoda; Insecta; Lepidoptera; Sphingidae
Exons: 8
Coding region: 343-4386 (1347 amino acids)
Source: RefSeq, a predicted model, not a curated record